GUCCCGUUGCAGCUGCAUCCGAAGUAUUUAGGGAACUGAGAACUCAAACUCUUAACGAAAAUCCACUAGAAAAUGUUGGAAUAUUUCCUAUCUAUCUUUUUGAGCAAUUAAGAAAAAUCGCCAUGGAGAUUAGUGAAGGAUGUAAAGAUAUAUAUAAAUGUUGUGGUGGAUUAGAACCAUGUUUUAAACAGCAUAUUUGUUGUGGAAAGGAUGUAGGCACAAUUGGAUGUAAAAUGGUUUAUGAAUGUUGUAACAAAGAUGUUGAAUCUCGCGGUUGUGAAUAUGCACAUAAAUGUUGUGGGCAAGAGAUUGGAUCACCGGGAUGUACCGAUGUUUGCAAAAAUU
Molecule: messenger RNA, 345 nt
Organism: Racocetra fulgida
Lineage: Eukaryota; Fungi; Glomeromycota; Glomeromycetes; Diversisporales; Gigasporaceae
Source: the annotation of a GenBank genome assembly